AUGCAGAUCAACUUCAGAUAUAGAUGGAAAGCCACUGACCUCAACCCAGUCGGGAAACGGGAAGAGGGCCCAGCCCCAGGGCCCAUCACAAACCAGACAAACUUUCGGGGCACUCCAGACAUCCCUGAACCUACAGUGGUACCCUCAGGAAACAAACUAUCUAUCGAACAGCUUGUCCGAGCCACCCCAAACAGCGCCGGCUUGGACCUUUCCUCCAGACAAAGAAUAAUUCUAACCCCAGACAUGGGAGUGCAGCCAAUUGGCACAGGAGUAUAUGGACCACUCCCAUAUACAUGUGUAGCACUCCUAUUAAAAAGAAGCAGCACAGCCUUAAAAGGAUUAUUUGUGGUCCCAGGUGUCAUAGAUGCAGACUAUAAAAGAAAAAUACAAAUCUUAGCACAUAGCCCUCAAGGUAAAGAUGCUCCCGUUUGGGUACCUGUUCGCUGCAUUCGUUCUGUCAAUCCACCUGUGGAGGCCAGCACGAACAGAGAUAAACUGGGGAAUAGUAAGGACUCCGCCAGUGUUCCUGAUGGAUAUACAUACUGUGGGUCUUGUGCUGCUCAUGCUUACAAGCAAGUGGAUCCAUCUAUUUCCCAUAAGGAUGAGUUUACCAUUAUUCCUGUACUGGUUGGAGCUCUGAGUGAGUCAAAAGAACAGGAAUUCAGAAAACUCUUCAGUAAAUAUCUAGCAGAUCCUAGUAAUCUCUUUGUGGUUUCUUCUGAUUUCUGCCACUGGGGUCAAAUGUUCCAUUACAGUUACUAUGAUGAAUCCCAGGGGGAGAUUUAUAGAUCCAUUGAACAUCUAGAUAAAAUAGGUAAGAAUAUUAUAGAACAAUUAGACCCUGUAUCUUUUAGCAAUUACUUGAAGAAAUACCAUAAUACUAUAUGUGGAAGACAUCCCAUUGGGGUGUUAUUGAAUGCUAUCACAGAGUUCCAGAAGAAUGGAAUGAAUAUGAGCUUUUUUUUUUUUUUUUUGAAUUAUGCCCAGUCAAGCCAGUGUAGAAACUGGCAAAACAGUUCUGUGAGCUAUGCAGCUGGAUCACUCACUGUCCACUGA
Otolemur garnettii (small-eared galago) is the source of this 1056-nucleotide messenger RNA. RefSeq lists its product as uncharacterized. The record is from RefSeq and is a predicted model, not a curated record. The coding region runs from base 1 to 1056 and encodes 351 amino acids. Lineage: Eukaryota; Metazoa; Chordata; Mammalia; Primates; Galagidae. The transcript has 3 exons.